GGGUUGAUGACAGCAGCAUUGUUUUGGAAAUAGGAAGGACAGCGAUGGAUAGCUUUUAAUCCCCUUUAUGAUGCUCAGAAUAUAUAAGAACAGAUGUGUUAAGAAUGAGCAGAGUCUUGAGCCGCUUUAACACACAUACAACACAUACACAGAGACACAGUCUCUUACAGAUCAUCAUAUCCAGUAAGUGCACAGGAUUUAUAACUGGGUCCCAUCACCUCAUAAAUAUGGAUGUCCUCAAACCCAAAGCAACCGGCAAGGUUGCCACACGGGCAACAGGGUCUGCCAGUCCCCGCAAGGGUCCGCCCAAGUUUAAACAGAGGUCAACCCGUCAGUUCAAGAGCAAACCCCCAAAGAAGGGUGUUAUUGGAUUUGGUGAAGACAUUCCUGGAAUGGAGGGUUUAGGAACUGAUUUUAAUGUGAUCUGCCCUUGGGAGGCUUACAGUCACCUGGAGUUACAUGAGCUGGCUCAGUAUGGCAUCAUAUGAGGUCACUUCCUGUUCCAGUGCCCCUCCCCCAACACAAAUCAUUUUGAUAUUCAUGUACAGCAAAACUUUUAUCACUAUUAGAACAGCACUGAUACAUUUGCAUAUAAUGAACUGAAUGUUAUGUACAACACACAUGGACCGUUUCACUAUUUAACUUAUUUUAUGUUUUAUUCAUAUUUUUUUUUACUCUGUAUCUUAAUACCAUUUUCAUAUUGGCAUGUAACAGGCAUUUUAGGUGGCAGGUGUCGCUUUUGACUCUAAAGUAAUGAAUGCACAAAAUGUAGUAACUGUAGUAUUAUUUUUUUACUCUGGAUGUUUAUGAUGCUGCAUACAAUUAUAUUAUCUGAGACACAUUUUAUUUGCGAAUACUAUUUAAGAUGGAUAAAAUGCAAAUCUUCAUUUUGUUUAGCUGCCAAGUUGUGUCUUGUACAAAUGUAUUGAGUGUGUGUGUGUGUGUGUGUGUGUGUGUGUGUGUGUGUGUGUGUGUGUGUGUGUGUGUGUGUGUGUGUGUGUGUGUGUGUGCGUGCGUGCGUGCGUGCGUGCGUGCGUGUGCUGCUCUCUGUGAGAGUUUGGCCCAGUUUAUUGGCCUUCUAAUGCUGAAAAAUCAUCUUAUAAUCAGUUUGUACACAAUUCCCGAUGCCCAGCAGAAAAAUAAAGCUUGGUCAUUUACAU
This is a messenger RNA of Misgurnus anguillicaudatus (oriental weatherfish), 1160 nucleotides long. Its product is annotated as retinal rod rhodopsin-sensitive cGMP 3',5'-cyclic phosphodiesterase subunit gamma. Gene Ontology annotation, molecular function: 3',5'-cyclic-nucleotide phosphodiesterase activity; cGMP binding. Gene Ontology annotation, biological process: visual perception; positive regulation of G protein-coupled receptor signaling pathway; positive regulation of epidermal growth factor receptor signaling pathway. Lineage: Eukaryota; Metazoa; Chordata; Actinopteri; Cypriniformes; Cobitidae. The record is from RefSeq and is a predicted model, not a curated record. Gene Ontology annotation, cellular component: photoreceptor outer segment membrane.